This is a messenger RNA of Sordaria macrospora k-hell, 846 nucleotides long. RefSeq lists its product as uncharacterized. NCBI's taxonomy places the organism in Eukaryota, Fungi, Ascomycota, Sordariomycetes, Sordariales, Sordariaceae. Gene Ontology annotation, cellular component: mitochondrial inner membrane. Gene Ontology annotation, molecular function: copper chaperone activity; copper ion binding. Gene Ontology annotation, biological process: intracellular copper ion homeostasis; mitochondrial respiratory chain complex IV assembly. The record is from RefSeq and is a predicted model, not a curated record.
AUGUCGCACGCCGCCGUUGCGCCCAUGCGCAACUUCUCCAGUGUUCUCUCCAGGACCCCCGCGAGGCAAUGCCAGCGGUUCAUCUCGACAGCUAGAACCACCCGGCCUACCGUCCCGAGACUCCAAGUCCAGCCCCAACAGCCAUUGGCGCAACGCAGAACCUACAAGACCGUCGAGGAAGCAAAGAGCAAAUACCGUUCGGGACCCUUUUCCUGGAAGGCCGGCCUUCUCUUCGUUCUCACCGGCGCCGGCUUGCUAUGGUACUUUGAGCAUGAGAAGCAGCGCAUGCAGCGCAAGAGGAUAGCCGAUGCAACCAAGGGUGUUGGCAGGCCAAAGGUCGGCGGCCCGUUCGAACUGAUCGACCAUAACGGCAAGCCCAUGACAGAGAAGGACCUCAAGGGUCGCUAUUCCCUGGUCUACUUCGGCUUCAGCCACUGCCCCGACAUCUGCCCCGAGGAGCUCGACAAGAUGGCGGCCAUGUUCGAAAAGGUGGAGGCUGAGCGUCCCGGUGCUCUCAAGCCCGUUUUCGUUACCUGCGAUCCUGCGCGCGAUACCCCCCAGGUGCUCAAGGAGUACCUCGCCGAGUUCCACCCCAAGUUCAUCGGCCUGACGGGCACAUACGAUCAGAUCAAGGCCAUGUGCAAGGCGUACCGCGUCUACUUCAGCACGCCUUCCAAGGUCGAGCCCGGUCAGGACUACCUUGUCGAUCACAGCAUCUACUUUUACCUGAUGGAUCCCGAGGGUGACUUUGUUGAGGCGCUCGGUCGCCAACAUUCGCCUGACCAGGCCGCCAAGGUUAUCUUGGACCACAUGAAGGACUGGAAUGGUAAGUGGAGGAAGGAAUAG